This is a messenger RNA of Cucurbitaria berberidis CBS 394.84, 4558 nucleotides long. RefSeq lists its product as uncharacterized. NCBI's taxonomy places the organism in Eukaryota, Fungi, Ascomycota, Dothideomycetes, Pleosporales, Cucurbitariaceae. The coding region runs from base 203 to 4237 and encodes 1344 amino acids. The transcript is spliced from 3 exons. The record is from RefSeq and is a predicted model, not a curated record.
GCUGGGCGCAGACGAGACGAACGAAUGGCUUCCAGUGUGCGUCGGCCUUGGUCUGGGGUGACCAACACCUUCUAGUGCGGCACGCCGCUCCUGGGCCGCCCCAAUUCAUCGACGUCGGAUUCGCCCUACGCGUUGCUGGAGCCGCUGGAGGCUUCGGGCCAGCAAGCCCUACUCUUCCAAACCGACGACGACGACGUUGAUCAUGUCUUCCGAGCACGACUAUGCCGCGCCGCCGUCUCUGCCUCUGCCUCCACCACCACGUCCUCGACCACCACCUGCGCCGCUGGGGCUCCAGGCACCGCAAACCUCUCCCCUCAGGCGCGCCUUUGCUGUGCAACCUGUGCUCAUCACGACCGCCCUCGCGCCGCCGCACCCAACGUCGUACCUGCAUGGCUCGUUGCACACACCCGCAACCGCAACGUCCUUAAGUGUGCCCUUCUCGCCGCUCGCCGCCCACUCGCCCUCUCCAUAUGCUCCUUCCCCCGUGGCAGCCUCCCCCAUGGCCAUGAGGAACGCGUCUUCUGUUCCGUACAACCCGCAGCAAUGGACUCGCGGUGCGCCCGUGAGCGGGCACCAGGUCCAGCAUACCCAAACGUCUGUCCCGGCUCGUCUCCAGGACCUCACGGGAAUGGAAGCGUCGAUGCCGUCUCCACCUCCUCCAUACUCGCCAGGGCAGAAUCCCAACAUGUCACAGACACUCAGCUCGUCGCCUCAUCUGUCUAGCAAUGUGUUUCCUCAACAUCCCCCGCCGCCCCCACCGCCAACCAGCACACCGUCUUCCGCGCGACCCCUAUCAGGCUUCCAAAGCCGGCCGGGCUCCCUAGUAAUACCGCAGAGCGCAACCAGCGUAACGUCAAACCCACAGUUUCCACCUCCACCCUCAAGAAACGGGCCAGGCCGGUCGGCGUCGCGUGACAAGCUGUCCUCCAAAUUCAGUCUCUCGUCAUUUAGGAACCGGAACAGUGAACAUAGUCCUGCACCAAGUGCCAUAGAGUCUCUGCACAUCAACACAUCUGACGCGAUCCAGCGCGCGCCCGUUUCUCCUGGGCUGGUUGCGCAGCGAGCUUCUUCGCAUUACAUGCCAAAUGCCUUCGCAGAGAGGCGGUACAGUCCCGACAAUCAAUCCCCUAUCAGAGCGCCCGCUUCUCGACGAGCAGCAUCUGCCGGUGUGUCGGGCUAUGAGACUCGAACGCCGAUUGACGGAUCCCCCAUUGUAGCGCCAGGAAGUUGGAAUCGAAGUGUACCCUUGCCUCCACCUCCCCCUGGUCCACCACCGAGCAACUCAAGAUCGCAGAGUGUGGGGCCUGGGGCAGAUUCGUCUCGCGUACCAAAUCUUCCCUCUGCUCCUCCAACACGAAGACCAGGGCAGACUACGCUAACGCCUAUCCCACCUACGCCUUUGGGCUGGCAAGAGGAGCAUUCGAGUACGCGAGCAAGAUCACCAGCAGCUCAUGGCCUGCACAUUGAUACACGAACACAACAGGUUCGCCCGCUUGAACACCAUGUUCCAUCGUCAGAGAGCGGAAGUGUGUCAAUCUCAUCGGGACCGACCACUACAUCGCAUUCUAACAGCACCCUUUAUCGUACUCCACUAAAACGCGAAUCGAGUGUCCGAGGCAUCCGCGAGCGAAGAAGCGAGAGUCGUGCUGCGCGUGAACGCCCCGAACCUAGCAACAAUCCAUGGGCGCAGGACCUGGAAACGGAAUCGACAGUACCAGCUAACCUCGACUUGUGUACGCCUGAUGGUGGGUUGACCCGUCGUGGUGCAGUGACCAAAGGCACUCCGCGAAGCGGUGGCGGUAUUCGUUCACCAAGAAGUGGGCAUCUUUUCGAUGACCCUGGGUCAUCAAACUCUACUCCCCGUAUGGACGCUUACCAGAAGGCUGCACCUAUCACGGCUCCCACGCCGCCUUUCUCGCCAGGUAUGGAUAUUCUCAGUCGUUCUGCUCAGAAAGCUGCAAUACCAAUUCCCUCCAAAGCACUGCCUACUCCUCCGCUACGCUCCUACGGCGACGAACAUGACUCAGACCUGACCGUUCAAUCAGGUGCUGCGAACGGGUCCGCCUCAAAAACAUCCAAUGUCUCGAACACUAGAGUGGAAGACUCGACAGUGAGCACACCAAGACCAACAGGUCGCGACGCCUUUGCCCAAGCAUCAAUAGAGCGUCACCGACAGUUUAUAGAUAAAGAGAUGGCUGCCGAAAGCGAUCAAGACAGGCUGGAUUUAUUUGCUGAAUUCAUCGUUAUCGAGUCUAGGCUUCGUCGUGAUCGCUACUCUGCAGCCUUCGACGCAAUGGCGGGAGAUAUGAUGGAUUUGACAAGGGACCUAUGGCGUUCCUACGGCACCACCGGGCGGCGAUCUGCAACCCCGAAUACUCAGGGUGCUCCCGCACUGUUUAGUAGUGCGAGAUCACAAGCCUCUGUAGCAGGCGAUUCUCCUGAUACAAGAUUCUCCAACUCGAUCCCUACAACAGCUGCUAGCCCCGCGUCCUCCAUGGGGAAUUUUACCCCACGUACCGAACCGGCAUCUCCAUCCAGCGCAUCGAGUCAAAAGGCUCGCGAUGUGUCCUGGAACAAUAACUAUCACCCUUCGCUAUCGCCCAUCCCCAGCAUGGCUAUGAGCACCGUCGCGGAUGAGGAAGAUUCAAGAGGUCGGUCGGCAAGCCGCUGGUGGGAAAGUGAUGGUGGAUCUUCAGGAGUUGGCGGUGGCAGGAGGCUUGAGAGGAGUAAGCGAGAGUCAAAAUACAUGAGCUUACCGAAAGAAGCUCGUGAAAGCCUGCAGUGGACCGGAGAAGAUCUACAUACACCGCGAGCAAGAGCAGGGUCAAGUAGUCAACAGGUAUACGGACCAAAUGAGUAUCCUCCGGAGAAGGUCGGUCUGCAUGAGAACACUGCUCAACCGCCCCAGCCGUCUCACGGCUACCAUCCACAGUCCGCCACGGCAACACCAGACCCCCACAAGCUAGAUGUGUCGAGGCUGGUGACCCUUCCUCCCUCGUACCCGCGUCAUCACCCCGCGGUGAAUAAUAAUCAUCCCGACUUGGCAUCCAUACGUAGUAGUUUGCGGACACUGUCAGAUCUAGAGGAUGUCAAAAAUACCAAAGCCAACUUCACAGUAAAAGUGCAGGCGCGAAAAGAGCAGGAAAGCGCAUCGCUCUCUGACCGACGAGCACAGCUUAGAUACAACAUCCAGGACAAUGUACGAAAUGGCGUAAUGAGUUUUGCAGCUGCUGCUCAAGCGGAAGCCGAGUUUGAAGAGCGCGAACAUCAACACGCCCAAGAGGUGGUUCAGUACGUAUUCGACACUUUCCAGACAGAGGUCGCCAAUCCGCUCCAUGCUAUGUUCUGCGAACGCAUCACCAGGGCUACGGCAUCAAUGGAGCACCUCAAAGGGCGAUUGUCCAGUGAAGCGCAAAAGCCCAGCCCAAAUCAAACACAGGAGGAGGGGGACGAGAAUCCAGAGCUCCUGGAAAUGCUUACGUUACUAAAGUGGUUGUUUGAGGCCCGCGAGCAGUUGCACAAGGAAAUGUUCGAGCUGGAAAACGAACGCAACGACCUCUACCGAGAUAUUAUCGUCUUACCUUACGUGCAAGCAAAGAAUGAGCAGAAAAUCAAGGAAGCGACUAGUUUUUUCCAGCGCGACGCACAAGAUCGCAAGGUCACGUUUGAGAAGGAGAUUCUCAAACGCUACGAGGAUGUCAUGACGGUAAUUGAACAGAAUGUUACCCGAGGUGUUGAGGCACAACUGUCAGCCUUCUGGGAUAUCGCUCCUGGACUACUCGCAAUCGUGCAACGGGUCCCCCAGCGGUUGUACGGUUUCGACGUCUUGGUUCCAUCGCAAGAAUAUAGCGAAAAUCCAGCAUAUCGCGACUUUCCAUUACAGUACCUUUACACCCUUCUCGCGCACGCUGGUCGGUCCGCAUAUCAGUUCAUUGAAUCACAAACAAACUUGUUUUGUCUGCUGCAUGAGGUCAAAACAGGGGUGAUGACAGCAGGCUCACGGCUGCUUGAGACGCAGAGGCUUCUAGAGGGCGAGGACUUGGCAAGCGUAGAUGAAGAGAUGAAGGCCAUACGGGCAGACGAGGAACGACGUUUGACAGACGAUUUGAAGGAGAAGGUCGGGCUAGUGGAGAGCCAGUGGAACGAAGCUCUCGGCAAAGGCCUGGAAGAGUGCAAAACUAGAGUUGAAGACUUCCUCACCGAACAAGGCGGUUGGGACGAUAGUCUUUGGGACUAGAAUUGGAGUAUAUGGAGCGCCUGGACAUGGUUGCAUAGCUGGCAUCUCUCGCAUUUACGCACCGAUACCCGUUUGAGAUUUUAUUAUAGUAGGGGGGCUGGGGAGGGCCAUCGUUAGGCCUAAAAUUGGUUGGUAUAUAUUGCAUGUGCACAACGAAAGCUGUUAUAAUAUUCGCCUAUGCAUGUGAUCUAAGGGCAUGUGACGAGGCCCGGUCCCCAGCGUUGCAAUGGAUGCGCUUGUGUUGGCCUACGAAAACAGCUGGAGCGAACAAACACGGCCAGGGUGUGUCUAUCGCCUUCCAUGAAACAUAUUGCGCCUGCC